Molecule: messenger RNA, 814 nt
Organism: Trichoderma virens Gv29-8
Lineage: Eukaryota; Fungi; Ascomycota; Sordariomycetes; Hypocreales; Hypocreaceae
Gene: rho3
Product: small GTPase Rho3
Exons: 5
Coding region: 191-814 (207 amino acids)
Biological process (GO): small GTPase-mediated signal transduction
Molecular function (GO): GTP binding; GTPase activity
Source: RefSeq, a predicted model, not a curated record
UGAUUCCGCCCUUCAAAGCCUCUCCUCCAGCGUCAGCCGUCGAUACCCAAAGGCAGCGCCACUCCCUCGACGCGUCACCCCGACUCUACGCGAUACUCGAGUUCAACAAAAGGGACCUUCGCUGUUGCCGCGCAAUCGACCGAUCCAGCGUCCACCCUCGACCGAUUCCCCAUCUCCAUCAUCCCUCACAAUGCCUCUCUGCGGCGGUUCCAAAACGGUGCAGCGCAAGCUGGUGCUUCUGGGCGAUGGUGCCAGCGGAAAGACGUCGCUGCUCAACGUCUUCACAAGAGGUUACUUUCCGACCGUCUACGAACCGACUGUCUUCGAAAACUACGUUCACGACAUCUUCGUUGACAAUGUACACAUCGAGCUCUCACUCUGGGAUACGGCCGGCCAGGAGGAAUUCGACCGGCUACGAUCCCUCUCUUACGAUGACACCGAUUUGAUCGUGCUCUGCUACUCGGUCGAUAGCAAAGACUCGCUAGAAAACGUCGAAUCCAAGUGGGUCGGGGAGAUUGCCGACAACUGCCCUGGCGUCAAGCUGGUUCUGGUCGCCCUCAAGUGCGAUCUGCGCCAGCAGGAGGAGGACGAGCCCGAAGAAGGCGCAGCAGCCGAUGCCAACGCACCGCGCGAGAAGCCCCCCACCAUUUCCUACGACGAGGGCCUCGAAGUCGCCAAGCGAAUAGGUGCAUCCCGAUACCUCGAGUGCUCAGCCAUGAAGAACCGCGGCGUCAACGAGGCUUUCACAGAGGCCGCCCGUGUAGCGCUGAGCGUCAAGAAGGAGAGGGAAGACAACAAGUGCACAAUCAUGUAA